GGUAAAUACAUUCAGUAAGCUUUGUGUUGGAUAGAAAGCAGGAACCGAAAUUGAAUUGUGCACAUAGUAUUCCUGGUAGUAGCAGCUAAGAUGGAACCGUUGGAACAAAGAGAAAUAUCUGCUCCUCGAGUUGGAAGAUUUAAGGUUUAUAUUCAGGGAGAUUUAAAACACAGGAACGUGGUCAUUCUUACAGUUCAUGAUUUAGGAUGCAAUCAUUCAAUGUGGAUACACUUUUUAGAGAACCCUUGUAUGGAAGCUAUUACUCAAAGGGCAGCUUUUAUACAUGUAGAUGUUCCAGGACAGGAAGAUGAAGCAGCAGACCUACCUGCAGACUAUACAUUCCCUAGUAUGCAGAGUCUUGGUGAAGAUUUAGUCUGUAUUUUAGAUCAAUUGGAUGUUAAAGAAGUUAUUGGAUUAGGAGAAGGAGCUGGAGCUAAUAUUAUCGCUCGCUUUGCUAUGGCUCAGCCAGAACGUGUUAGUGGUGUAUGUUUAAUACAUUGUACAGGUUCUACAGCUACUGUGAUGGAGAGUUUGAAAGAUCAGGUUAUCAAUUGGAAAUUAGAACAGAUUGGUAUGAACCCUACAGCUGAAGCUUAUCUUGUUUUACAUAGAUUUGGAUCUACAUAGAUUGAUAAAGCAGAAAAUAAAGAACAACUCGCUGUAGUGAUUUCAGCCUUUCAAGAUUCUUUGCGUUCCAAAAUUAAUGCUAAAAAUCUGAAGAGAUUUGUACAAUCUUUCAUGAAGAGAUCCAAUAUUGCAGAAUCUGUUGGAAAGAUCAAAUGUCCUGUGUUGAUGAUAACUGGUACUAAAGCCUAUCUUUAUAAACCUUUCAUGUCAUUAUAUAAAAAGAUGCAAGCCUCACUACCUAAGAAAAAUGUUGAAAUUCUAGAAGUUUUGGAUAUAGCAAAUGUCUUAGAAGAGAGACCAGAUAAAUUUGCAGAAAGCUUUUUAUAUUUCUUACAAGGACAGGGUUUCGGAGCUGGUGUACCUAUGCCUAGAGUUCAGAGGUCAGCUUCGAUUGAAGGAGGGAUAAUACCACCAACUGGAGGAAGACUCAGAAGUUUGUCCAUGGAAGAGGCGGAUCAACCACGAGGAAUAUACUCAAUGAGUCCACCCAAAUUUGGUACCUCACCACCUGCGGAACAUUUGCCACCUCUCAGCAGCAGUCCACCCAAAAGUUAAAAAGUGUGUGGAAUUAUUCAUUUCCUAUAGGGGCAGUUUGUUGAUAUAUUUUGAUAAAAGAUUGAAUUGUGAUGAUUAAUUCUUACUUUAAUUGACAUCUUGAAUUGCAAACGGACAGAUAAUAUGAUAUAGUAUCAAACUAGUUAUCAUACAAUUUUCUAAAAUGUAGCUUGUUACAAUACACUGUAUGUAGAUCUUCUAUUCAUUGUUGAUGUUCAUUGAAAGGCUCUGUAGAGCAAGAAAAUACAAAUUGGACCAAUUGGUCAGAUCAGAAAGAACACUAAAUAUUUUAGUAGUCAGUUGCAUUGAAGUCAUUCCUGUUAGAAGAAUUGGGUACUGUAUUUUGAUAAUUGUUUUCAUCGCAGGGAGAGAAACUGCAAGCAAUAAUUGUUGAUUUUGAAAUGAAUGUUUUAUGGAUGUUAAGAUUUAUGUACAAUAUUUCAGGAUAAUUUACAAAAUUGAAGAUAUACCGUUCAAGUAAACUACUUAACUAUUUUCUAUGAAUUACAAUCUUUCAAAUAUUUAAAAUGUUGUUUCUUUAAAUACGUAUGAGAAUUAGUUGUUUUUGAAUUAAUUGUUGUGUUCAUUUUAAAUUGUGAAAUAUAUUCCAAUUUCGUCCAUUUUUUUUUUAAAUCUUAGUUGUCCAUACACAGACACUCUGCCUCUCUUUGUUGUGUCUAAAAUCUAAAAUUUGGGAACCAAUUUUAAAUUAUUUUGUCGAAUUAUUUUUCAAAAUAAAUUUUUUAUGUAUGAACCAUGAUGU
Molecule: messenger RNA, 1945 nt
Organism: Lottia gigantea (owl limpet)
Lineage: Eukaryota; Metazoa; Mollusca; Gastropoda; Lottiidae
Source: the annotation of a RefSeq genome assembly